GGUCUUCUAAUAGCUGGAGUGAUAAUUGGCGGAAAGGAGUAUAUUGACUAUCGAUUAGAAAUCAUUUCGGCUAUUUUUGCAUCGUCUUGCAAAACAAUUUGCUUUGCCAGCUGCUGCAUCAACUUCAAAUUCCUACGACGUGUUGAUUAUUCAAAGGCGGUAAAUGUGGAGGUAACAUGACCUUCAUCAUUCUAUCUUCCUAGCAACAAAAACAGCAUUUUCUUCAUAUUUCGCGAAAUAGCUUCAUUUUGGUUGAGAUGAGCGGAGCAUCAGGACGUCUGAACUCAACGAAAUUCCCCUAGACACACCGAGGGCAUCUUGUCUACUAAUAGACAUUUACAAAAAAAAGCUUUCUGGGAUUCAACUCACAAGUUAUAUUUAUCAUUACGAUCGUGACUUUUUAACAUACAACUUCCGUCUAUAUACAACAUACAACUUCGCCAAAGCCAUCGGUAACAUCGUCUUCAGUAAAUCGUAAACUCUGUUAUUUACAUCACUGAGGUCUACCUUCGCCUGAUAAUCUUCUUUCUAGAAUAUCAGAAAACAUGAUGGAGUCAAACAGCAUGCGAAAAGAGUGUUAUUAAAUUCACAUCCGAGUUCAACAGUUCAUCCUAAAUUGUAUAAAGAUAAAUAUGGUGGUGGUGGUGUUUUUUUUUUUUUUACCUGACUGCUAAAUGACCUACAUAUGCCCAUCGCCCAUCAAGGUAUGAUUCCUUUUGAUGUUUGGACACGCGCAAGCUUUCUCUCUUUGGUUGGUCGUACGUCAAGACUUGACUGAUACUGUUUGCCAAUCAGGAUUGUAGACUUAUUGUUACCAUAGUAACACCAACUCCUUCUUACCUUGGGAGUACACCCUAAGACUUGGAAAGGAACAGACAGAAGGCAAGGAGCUCAAAAUGGCGGGAGACAAAAAUAUAGGACUUGCUGUGGUCGUUGUGAUUGCUGCUCUCUUUGCACCCGUCCUCGCAUUAGGAACCUGCUCAGAGUCAAGCCAGUGUACCCCUGAAGGAUCUUGUAUGGAAACAACCUGCAACUGUGAUAACGCAACGUUAACGUUAAACAUGAACGCCCCCUGUUCUGAAUGUAACAUCACAUCCCUGCUGGCUGAGCCCUGUUGCUGUGACUUUACGCCCUUCUGCAUCGUGAAACAAAACGCCGAACCACAGCUUCUCCUUCGUAGUCAGGCUCUUGAUGAUAUCAAUGGUUACCAGCAAACCAAGGCUGAAGUCUUCUUGCUCAAAGGCGAUAGAUAUGUGCGUGUUUCUUCAGUGAUCUUGGCGUCCGAAGAUUGUGAGACUGCAGGUGGAAUCCAAGCUAUUCAGAUCACCCAAGCUGAUGAAGUAUGCGAUGAGGAUAUCACCAGUGUUACAUGGCCAUCCUACAGCGACUGGGAGCUAGAUACGUCUCACAGAACCAUCUACCCGGAAGCUUUUGCGACUACGGACGAUAGUUGCUAUGGUGACACGACAUGGAGUUGUACGGAUGGGCUUUGUGCCUACACGUCGGCAGACGACCUCAUCGUCCCUUACAAUCGAUCAGGCCACUAUGACUGGUGCGGUGACACCAAAUGGGCGGGAUGUGAAAUAUCAUCGUCAUCUAACCUUACAGAAACAUACGGAGCGGAGUACGGCAAAUACGGUAGCACUGAACCUGGGCUCGACGGGGGAUGGGCGCCAGAUCUCUUCGAUACACAACCUUAUAUACAGGUACGAUUCAGUGAAGUUAGGACCAUCAUUGGCGUCGUAACCCAAGGAAUGGCCGCUAACUUCAACCGUCGGAUUGAUGCAUUUCAAAUAGCCUACAUGAGUGGAGAUCAAGAGUUCUUUAUCAUGAUGGAUGGUGAAAGAAAGACUUUCAAUUCCAGCGUAAGAUUCUCUAGUGAGACUGUUUCCUUGUUUGGACCAAUCGUAACGACGGUUAUAAAGCUUGUUGUAACGGAACCUGAGAGCUUGUAUUUGAUUGGCGGAAGAUUCUCCGCCAUUGAGGCAGCUACCCCUGUCGAAAAGAACGAUGCUCUCUGGUCUGCACUCCUAUCAGAUUCGCCUUCUUGGACCUAUGCUGCGGAUGAACUACUUUCUUCGGCCGCGUCUGCAGAUGGUUGGGACUUAUCCGAGGAGAACGGGUUCCAACCUCUCGAUAUCCCUGCUCUCAUCGAGAAGCGCGUACUGGAUUUUGCUGAGGAUCUCCAACCAGGAGAGAAUAUCAACAUUACACGAGACACUUUUGUCCUGGCCAUUGAGCGAUCGACAACAGAAGAUCUAUGCAACAAUGACUGGUCCUUAACUGUAGGGGGGAACGUGUACUCCCUACCAAAACAGUUCUUCUGUGAUCAACAAGCGUCAAACCCAGGAAGCUCUAACCGUAGUGUGACGAUUGGAGUGACAACAUAUAAGACCCUGGGGGGAAUCUAUAACCAAGUUGAAGAUGGGUCUUCAACGGGGUCGUCACAAAACGACGAUGCUGUCGUCGUCAGCGAUGUCUUAUCGGUGGUCGUUUACUCGAACUCUACACAAGAAUCAGUGCCUUUCCGAUUCACGCUCAGUUAUACCAAAGCUGAUAUCGACAAUUACCGGUCUCCGAAAUGCAAGUUCUGGGAUGUAGAAGCAAAACGGUGGGACUCGUAUGGAUGUCACGAGGAGCCUAGUACACUGAUUACUGCAAGCGUAUGCGUCUGUAACCACACCACCAGUUUCUCCAUCUUGAUGAGUCUUUCCACAGAUCCUCCGGAAGAUGACCUUGUAGCCGACAUCUUGACCUAUGUUGGUUUAGGACUCUCUGUGGCGUCACUACUCAUCAGUCUUAUUAUUUUCUUCGUCCUCAGAAACUCGAUGACAGCCGAUCGUGUGGUUGUACAUGUCAACUUGAUGGUCGCCAUUUUAAUUGCUGACAUCAUUUUCAUAGCAGGAAUAGACAAGACGAGCAACCCGCCUCUUUGUAAAGCUGUGGCGUUCCUGCUUCACUUCUUUUAUGAAGCCGUAAUCUGUUGGAUGCUCGUAGAGGGCGUACAUCUCUACCGUCAGAUCAUCAGAGUCUUUGAGUCAGAGAGACCUCGGACGUGGAUCUACUAUCUUGUCGGUUGGGGAGUACCAGCGAUCAUAGUGGGCAUAGCUGGCGGUUUGAAGCAUAACAGCUACGGCAACGAAUUUGUCUGCUGGUUGUCUACACAUGAUGGAACAAUCUGGGCUUUCGUCGGACCUGCCAUUCCCAUCUUGACAGUGAAUCUGGUGGUUCUUAUCCUGGUGGUGAAGACGGUUAUCUCAGCUUCGAAGAAGCAGGCGGAUGUCGGGCAAAUAAACCUCAUCAAGGCCGGAGUACGCAGUACCUUGCUCCUUCUCCCACUGCUUGGUGUUCCUUGGCUCCUCGGUCCCUUCGUCCAUUUCAACCAAGCCUUGACCUACGUAUUCGAUUUUCUGAACACUCUUCAGGCAAACUGUUGA
Messenger RNA from Strongylocentrotus purpuratus (purple sea urchin), 3437 nucleotides. RefSeq names its product adhesion G protein-coupled receptor B1. Gene Ontology annotation, biological process: adenylate cyclase-activating G protein-coupled receptor signaling pathway; cell surface receptor signaling pathway. The record is from RefSeq and is a predicted model, not a curated record. Gene Ontology annotation, cellular component: membrane. The coding region runs from base 897 to 3437 and encodes 846 amino acids. The transcript has 24 exons. Gene Ontology annotation, molecular function: G protein-coupled receptor activity. NCBI's taxonomy places the organism in Eukaryota, Metazoa, Echinodermata, Echinoidea, Camarodonta, Strongylocentrotidae.